GAAUUGUGACCGAUCGUGACUGUAAAGAUAGGCAUUACGUACCCAGUGGGGGAGUCCCUAAGACCACAUGUAACUUAGCAACCCGUUUCGCUGUCCUAACAAACUGCAAAAGUGAGGUCUAAUAAGAGCGCAACAUAUCUAAUGAUAUCUUCGGAAGGAAUAUCAUUCUUGUACAAGUUUUUUUCUUCGUAACUUCGUUAAGGCAUAUUUAAUUUCAAGAUACUCAUGAAUAGCGUUCGUCUUUGUAUUGGAUACACGACACGUGUACACUGUCCAUCCGCCCAUAAGACACCGUGCUAAUUGAUAUCACAGUCGACACGUUGGCUUUGGAUGCAUACACAUUGCUGUUGUUACUUGGAAUAAUAAUUGUCUACACCAGACAUGAUGUCAGGACCAAGGAACCGAGCGUUAACGGCUAGGUGCCGCUCUCGAAAUUCAACAUACAAGGCGGAUAUUAUUGCAUCUCAAAAGCAGUAUCUACGUCAAUGGAAUGACGUUGGACUAAAACCAGUUAAGAAUGAGAUAGAAUACGCAUUGAGGCAAACAACUGUAGAUCACGAGAAGGCAAUUAACACCAUUAAAGAAGUCAAAGAUAAAGCAUUUGAGUUGUUGAAAUUAUUUUUCAGACCAUUAGAGGAUGCCAUCUCAGAUAAAAACCGGAAGAUUCGUAAGAGUUUGAAGGAAAAGAAGCAAAAGAUCGAAAAUUACCAAAACCGAUUGAAAUCCUUCAUCCAGCAAAUAGAAGAAGGGAAACAUUCUUCAGACUUUGACAAAAAUAAGUUUGUAGAGAGAGCAGAGCAGUUGAAGUUGGAUACAGGUCAACUAGCCAUCAAAGAAUCUGUUAUCUGUGUAUCAGGGGUUGAGAUCAACAUGGUGCAGACGGAGGUCGACAGGUUUCAACAACAGAUCCAACAGUUCCUGAAACAGUUCAAUCUAGAUGACAUGUUCGGAGUGGAAGACACUAAGCAGGAGUUCAAAGCUCGUAUCACCACUCCUCCAGAGUUAUCUUCCUCUCCUGAGCAAUCUCUGCCUACGAUAUCCACUAACAACUUGGAGCUUACUCCACAUCCACCCAUACAUGCUGCGAGAGCGAGGAGUGCCUAUUCAAUUAACCGACAUUCCCAAGUGCCAUCGUCUAUAACCACUCUGAAAUCGAUAGAAACAGUGGAAGAUUGCCGUUCCAGAAGAUCUGACCGGUCUCCACUUCACAGAUCUUUGCCAUCUGAUGCAACAAAUGCGGUUAAUGGUGGAAAGGUUAAACCAACCAUUUCUGUUUCUCCUCGAAAAGCGGUUGCUAACGAUGAUCAAAAAACGGGGAGGAGACUAGACCAUCCCUACAGCGUAGAUGUGCUCAAUAAUGGUAACAAAGUUGUUGUAGAAACAGAUGCAUUGAAGAUCAUCGACAGAGAUUCAAAUGAGAUUGUGCAGAUUAUAACUUUGUACAAACGUGACGAGGCCAAGGCAACUGGGUGUUGCGACCUCACCGUCUUAAAGAAUGACAAUGUCAUCGUAUGCGAUUCUCAACGAAAGAAACUGCUACUUGUAAGACCAGGCUCUGACGAGUAUGAAGUUUUCAUGGAGUUUGAGAGAAGAGCGGUUCCGCGAGCUAUAACAAAUGAUGGGGAAAUCCUUUACAUCUGUCUGUGUAUGGAGUCAGGGGAUGGUGUCUUGCAGAAGAUUGACAUUGAUUCGAAACGUAAAGUUGGACGCUUACCAUUUCCAAGACCCCAAAUGACUACAGCAAGUCCAAAGUAUGUAGCAAUCAAUAGUUGUCAGGAGAUCCUUGCUAGUGACGCCUUGAAUGGAAUCAUGUGGUUCGUUGAUAGGGAGAGCAAUGUUCACAGAUUUACCAAUGCCUGCAUCCCUGGCCUUGCAAGGCCUACUGGAAUGUGUUGGUUGAGUCCAACUCGGUUCGUUGUAGCUGUCCAGGAUGUUCAUCAUCAUCGACUUCUUGUUGUUGACAUUACUGAUAUCAAUCACAUCCGUGUCAUCAAUACUUUCGGAUGCAGAGGCAACCAACCUAACGAGUUCAACUCUCCUGAAGGAAUGAUCACGUAUCAGGGCUAUGGUCAUGAUCAACUCCUUGUUUGUGAUUUGAUGAAUUCUCGACUUAACCAUAUUCCCCUAUCUUACCUGGAAGACUCAUCAAUUGUUUAAUGUGUCAACCAAAAAGCCCAUGUUUGGCAACUAGGGUGUUACUGUAUCUCUGCCCAAACAGUGUGAAUCUUCCAUUUUCUCCUUAUAUCCACAAAUUUCUGGAAAUAAAUCUGAUAUCUAUUCUGGAUUUGAACUGACACAUACAUGGCAUAUAUAAUUGCAAAUGUCAAUAUGCCUUCAUCUUUCUCUCUUUAAUCAUGUUAAUGUUUAGUUCUGAGUUUAAGUCUAUAAUUUUCGGGUGUUUAUUCUGGAGUUUAUUGUGCUUCGUUCUGUAUACUUUUUGUAUAUCGUGCUUAUCUUUUGGUCUAUGGCAGAAUGCGUUGGACUCUGCUCAUGAAUUGAUCGAGAAAAGACGGCAAUACUCAUAUCAUGCUAUUGAAGUAUAUAGACCCAGUUGGUCCGACCUGUCAAAUAAGAAUGAGUAAUGACAAAUUGAUCUUAUUGUUUGUAAAGCAUCGAUACUAGUUUUGCUUCGUAAAGCUGUCCGUAAGAAUGGAAUCAAAAGAGGCUUGUCAUUAUACUUUUAAUGAUAAAUGUCAUUAGAUAAAAUUAAAAUAUGCAUGUAUUCUGUUUACAUGAACAAUAAAACUUUGCUUUAAUUUCAAUGAGGUUGUUUCAAACUAAAAUUGAAUUAUAAUAAACUUUCAAACUCUCGGACUCGUACUUUGGCAAUUCAUAUAUUCCAGAAGUUGUUCAUCAAGUGUUAUGUACAAUUGAUUACGGAAGGCUUUAUAAAAACCCUCCAUGUUUAAUUUCAUAUAAAAUCGAGCGAUAGAUGCAUGAUUGAAGGCUCAAUGUAGCGUUACUCCUCUAAUAAGGCCUAGUAUGCAAAUAUGUAAAAUCUAACAUCUUCCCAAAAAGAAAGAAGGGCAUAUUUUACCACUAAAAUGAUAAACAUAUAAUAGAAAUAAGAAAUAAAGAUUGCAGGCGAAUAAUCACGUUUGUUCCUAAGUUAUACGAAUAAAAUUGGAGUAAAUUCAUUUCCGGUAGAAUAACUGUUUUUUCUCGUACUAUUUUCAUCCUUUUUAGUUGCACACAAACAAUUCAAUUCUCGUUGUGGUGUCUGUUAUGUUUCUUGAUAUUAUAUAUAUUUGCGAUGGCUAAUAAUAAAGACAAAUGGCUCGUAGUAAAGACAAAUUAUAUUUAUUUUUUCAACUGGAAAUAUUUUUGUUUUAGCGAAUAAAUGCAAAUUUAAUACUUCCAUGACAACGGUAUAAUUGCAAAAAGAUAUGAAGAGUAUAUUUACAACAGAUAUAUUUAUUCAAUACCAAUUGGACGCCACUUAUUUCAAUCCUUUGCUGCAUUCGCACUUAUUUUUUAAAUGUCAGAUAUUCAUAGUGGUAAGGAGUGACACCAUACAGGGCCCUGGAAACGAUUUCUUUACUGGGGGUGCGUAUGUGAAUUUGACAAGCAAAACAAAAAAGUUUCACUAUCAAAUUGAAGGUCAUUUUAGUCCCGAUAAAAAAGGGUUUCACUGAAAAAUGAAGGUCACAUUGCUCGAGAACUUUGACAAGCAAAUAAAAAGGGGGGUUCACUAAAAAACGUAGGUCAUUUUGGUAACAUUUAUCAAUUUUUUCACAUCUACCAGAAUUCCAGGGGGUGCUGCCUAUGGAGAAUAAUAUAUGCAGCAUCCCGCUUCCUAGGGCCAUGAUACAGUAUAGUGCAGAUAAGCAUUACGAUGCAACGCGAUUUAAUCAUAAUGUAAAAUCGAACAAAUAAAAUCUGUUUGCAAUUCUCUCUAUUUUUUUUCCAAUUUCUAUUAUAAGAAAUCUGCUGAAAACUUCUGUUUUCAUUAUGACAAAGGAAAGGUGAGCAAAAUGCAUAACGGGUUUGUCUGCUAUGGAGUUAGCAAUUAAAAUGACCAGUAUACAGAGAAAAAAUAUUAUAGGAUGCACAGGCAUGCAAUUUGAUACUUUGAUAUAAGAUUUAAACUCUUUCCUCCGAUAUGGGCAGAAAAGGUCUACUUUCAUCUAAACUAAUGCCAUUCCAUCUAAUAACCAGUUGGUUCAAUAGCCAUUUAGUCCGUUAAAUUGUGCAAAAUGAAUGAAAAUUAAAUGGAUAUUAGACCGACUGGUUAUGAGACGAAAUGGUCAUAGACGAAAUGGUGAUUAGACGAAGUGAUGAUUAGACCGAAUGAUUGUUAGACAAAACGUUGAUGGACGGAAUGGCAUUAGACUAAAUGAAAGUAGACCAUGUGUGGACGAGUUGGUAGUAGACGAAUUGACAAUUUACCUUUUCAUUCACAAAGUGUGUUUAUCUGAAGUUAUGGUAUUAUAUUGCCUCGACAUUGGACCCUUUGAUCCAUUAUAAAAACCACAUUGCUUUGAUUUAAUGAAUAAAGACAUCGGCGCACUAGGGUUGUAACAUGUAUGUGCGAGGUAAUGCAUUUAUACAAGUGUUUGUUUGUGUGGGGGUGGGGCGGAGUUAGGGGCAUGUGUAUCAAUCUGUUGUCUAGUUUGUGGUUACAUUAUGCUUCCGAUGAUAGCCUGAUUGAGAUAUUACGACGGGACAAUGAGCGAGCGAUAAAAAGGCGUUAUAUUAUUACGAAAUAUAUUUUACAAUCAUGUAUAUAAACUGUAUAUUUAAUUUUGGUGGACAUUGUCCCGUAUUAUUAGUUGCAAUUAAUUUGAUCAAUUACAAAUACGUGAAACCAGCGACCCCAUGCUUGUCCGUCCAAGGAGUUUUCUUAAUCAUUGUUAAUAUAUACUUUUGCACACAUCAGAUGGGCAAGGAAAAUAAACAUUUUUUCGGUGGUCGAAAUGGGAUAUUUCUUCAUAAAACACGCUGCACAUGCAUACUGAGUAAUAAUGCACAUAUAAUAAAUCAAUAUUUCUAAAUUUGUUUGACUUCUGAAAUAGUUUUUCGUCUACCGUCCUGUUUUAUCAGGUAUGUUUGUACGAGAGAGCGGAGGGAGCGAGGUAAAAAUGGAGACUUCAGAUGAACAAGCAUCAUUUAAAACUGUCCUGUUAAAAGUAUCGAUCAUUGUCGGCUCAGUUGAUAGAGCGUCCACCUCAUUAAUAGGUAGGUCGGGAAUUCAAGCCCUGGCCGAUGCGUCAUACCAAAAGACGUUAAAAAUUGAAGUUUCUGCUGCCCUGUUUGGCGUUCAAGUCACGAUUUAAGGGAUAGAGCAACGUCGAUUAGGCGCUGCUCAGUGGCUGCCAGACCUACGAUCAAUUAGGUAAAUUGAAUUUUCGGACGAUUUCUAUGUCUGGCUUCUAUUUUGAACAAUAAAGUAUGUGUUUUUUUCAAUCACACGUGAAUAUGUGA
Messenger RNA from Lytechinus pictus (painted urchin), 5424 nucleotides. RefSeq lists its product as uncharacterized. Lineage: Eukaryota; Metazoa; Echinodermata; Echinoidea; Temnopleuroida; Toxopneustidae. The coding region runs from base 382 to 2157 and encodes 591 amino acids. The record is from RefSeq and is a predicted model, not a curated record. The transcript is spliced from 2 exons.